This is a messenger RNA of Boeremia exigua, 1172 nucleotides long. RefSeq lists its product as uncharacterized. The record is from RefSeq and is a predicted model, not a curated record. The transcript has a single exon. NCBI's taxonomy places the organism in Eukaryota, Fungi, Ascomycota, Dothideomycetes, Pleosporales, Didymellaceae. The coding region runs from base 239 to 1105 and encodes 288 amino acids.
UGUGUUCAAACAUCUCGGAUGCCAUUGCAAGCCUCAGCAGGCUGUUGGACGCGAUGGACAUCAUGAAGGGUGGUUGAGGACAGCAAGGAGUCACCACCGACGUGUUGGUAGAUAACACCCCGGAUUCCACUGACCAAUCGGCGCGCGCCUCCUCCUCCGCUCCCGAUGUCGUCAAUGCGAGCCGCCAGCACCAGACACAACUCACAGUUACCCAACACCAGAAAGACACCCCCGCACAAUGUCUCCAACAGCCCUCGCGAACAACCAAUCGAGGUUCCUCAAUCUCCCUCUCGAACUGCGCCGUGAGAUCUACGCCGCCGCGCUGCCCCGCACCGUCACCAUCGCCUUGGUCCCCCGGGACUCCAGCAAACCCCCCGAUCCCCGCCCUGAUGACUGGCUAUCUUUUGUGCGACAACCACCAGGAGCGUGGCGAAAAUGGGCAAUGGGGGUCACGCCUACCAAAGAGGAGCGCGAGAUCGGCCACGACAUUGUGUGGCGCCGGGGGUGCGCCGCGCUGCUCGCGGUCAGCAAGCAGGUGCAUGAGGAGGCCGCGGAGAUUAUGUAUGGCGAGAACACGUUUGUCGUGGAUAUCACGGGCGGCGAGACUGCGUUCCGGUACAAGUGGCUCUGCGAGAAUGGAGAGAAGGGUUGCAAGCAAAUUAGCUUGCUAGGGAAUUUUAGCAUGAGGAAUUUGAUGCGGAUAAGGAACUUUAUGGUUAAUGUGGAAAGUGUGGCGGCGGAUAAGAGGAUAGCUGAUAUGGAGGAUGCGGACGGGGACUGGACAACAGAGAUCAAGUCUCCUGAGAGGGACUGGAUAUGCGCGAGGGUGCGUGAACUUGUGGAUCUGCUGAGGUCAGUGCAGAGGUUGAGGAGGCUGAAGGUGCAUUUGGUUGAGGGAGAUCGCUCAUGGCACGGUAGAAUCCCCACCAGUGGGCGAGUGCAUGUGGUGCAGGAUGCCAACUAUCUUAUAAGGACGCAGACAGUGUUGAGUCAGUUUAGAGGGCUGCAUGGUGUCGAACAAGUGCAGGUCACGGGUGUGCGCAAAGAGUACGCAAGGGAGCUGGAAGCAAGCAUGGCUGCCCCGCGAGAAACAGCACAUGUAUAGGAUAUCUUUUGGGUAUAUUGGUGUACAGCAACAUUCGUGCACACGCACCCAGCCCGGUGACCGUACA